CACACAGGUCUGACUCCAUUUGAAGCACAUUUAAAGUAUCGGAUCACACCUGUGAACGGAGUGAACAAACAGUUCUUUGUCGUAGCCAACCAGCGGCCUGCAGGCGCUGUGGGCGUCUCUGCUCUGUCUUUGCAGCUCAGGCAAACGUCCCACGGAGCACUUCUGCACGGGACUCCGACAACAUGAGGAGGGCUGCUGCACUGCUUCUGCUGGUUGCAUCGGUGGCACUUUCAUGUGUGGAGAAAAAUUCCAGACGCUACAAAAGGGAAGAUCUUCUCGUAAGAAGCAAAAGACGAUGGGUUUUAUCGACAAUCGAAAUAACAGAAGAAGACCCGGGCCCGUUCCCAAAACAAAUAUCCCAGAUGUACAACGACCAGCUCGAUAAAGUCGCUAAACACAAGUUCGUGAUCAGUGGUUCGGGGGUGACCGAUCCGCCUAUGGGGGUGUUUUCUAUUGACGAGACAAAUGGGACGGUCUUCGCUCUCAAACCUGUCGACCGAGAAAGUUACAGCUGCUUCCAUAUCAAGUUUGACAUUUUGGACAAGAACACCAACGUGAAACUGGACAAGGAGCUGUCAUUUGAUGUGGCAAUCAAAGAUAUAAACGACAAUGCACCGAGAUUUUUCAAGCCAAGAGUAAUCGCGCUCGUCAACGAAAGCCAUGAUGAAGGCUUCUUGCCAGUGCAGCUACAAGCAACAGAUCAAGACGAACCGAAUUCGGAAAACUCAACAAUAAAGUUCACCAUGGUGUCGCAAACCCCCCAGGAACCAAAAAUAGAGUUGGAGCAGAUGGACCCCAGGAUGGCCCAACUUAAAUACAGCGGCUGUUUUGAUUAUGAUAAAACAAAAAGGUACGAUAUUAUUGUAAGAGCAGAAGACGGUGGAAAACCGGCUCUUUCUUCCACGGCGUCGAUCACCCUCAAAAUCCUCGAUACAAACACUCAUCUACCAACGUUUAAGGAUGCACAGUAUUCUGGAGAAAUUAAUGAAAACGAGGUCAAAGACGAGAUUUUGAGGUUAGCAGUGGAAGAUAAGGACACACCAAACACGCCUGCGUGGAGGGCGAAGUACAUCAUCAAAGGAAAUGAAGAGGGACUCUACAAGAUUGUGACCGACCCCAAAACCAAUGAAGGCAUUUUCUCAGUUGUAAAGGGUAAAGACUACGUCACUACGACAGUCAUCCAGAUCCAGAUAGAAGUGGUAAACGAGGAGUCUUACUUUCACUGUAAAUAUAAACCUGACCCUGCUCCCAAACCCAACUCCAUCAACAUCAGCCUCACAGUCGUCGACAUGAACGACCCACCGGUGUUUGAAAAUCCCAUAACAAAUAUUCACCAAAAGGAGGAGGACCCGCCGGGUAAAGUGCUGUACACCCCAAAGGUCACGGACGAUGACUCGGAUCUUUCCAAAAUCAGGUUCGUGCUCCUGGAUGAGCCCGCUGGUUGGAUGAAAAUAGAUCCAAAAACAGGACAAGUAUCAACUGCCAAAAAGCUGGACCGAGAAUCGCCUUUUGUCGACCGUAACAACGUUUAUACAGUCAUUGUUGGCGCCAUAGACGAUGGUAAACCUGAAGCCACCGGGACCGGCACCAUCUUGAUUCACCUGAAGGACAUCAACGACCACAAGCCCAAGCUCGUCAACAGUUCUGCGAUAUUCUGCACAAAUAUGGGCUCGAUCCCAGUGAGGGUGGAGGAUCUGGACGCCGCUCCGUACAGUGCGCCGUUUUCCUUUGCGUUGGACGACAGCGACAGCAAACUGAAAGAAUACUGGAAACUUGAUCCCACCUUUGGUAAUGCGAGCACACUGUCUAUGGAAAAAACCCUCGCCCUCGGUAACUACUCGAUACCACUGCUCCUUGAAGAUCAACAAAACAUGAAGAACACUGAGACUCUCUCUGUCGUGGUGUGCGAGUGCGGCCAAACUAACACCUGCCUCAAACAGCCCCUGACGGUGGAUAUGGGCGGAGCCGCCAUCGGACUGAUCGUCGGGUCACUGCUACUGUUUUUGUUGCUGCUGUUGGCGAUCGCGUGCCACUGCGGCAGACAUUUCCAGAAGCUCCCGCACGCUUACAUCGACGAGGGAAACCAGACUCUCAUUAAGUACAAUCAAGAAGGAGGCAGCUCAGAGUGCAAGGCUGAACCCUCCAUGUUUCUGAUGACGACGACGAAUACGACAACCAAUAACAUCACGGUCACGGAUUCUCAAAAGAUGCUUCAGCCGAUGAUAUCGACUUUUACUGAAGAGACUCGCGUUCAGGACAAUUAUGAAGAGGAGAUGGGCACGAUGUACCAGGGCGGCAUGAGAAGCAACGGCAUGUACAGCUUUGACACGUGGGGAAACAGGGGGAGCCUGUACAGGGGCACAUCCCGGUACAGUCGCUACAGUCUCCAGGUCAACCAGCACAUCUCAGAGCACCUUCAGAAGAAAUUGCACUUGCUGUCCGGCGGCCAGGCAGAAGAUGUGGGGUACCACCCUCACGAGUACGCCUACGAGGGAAACGGCAGCCGGAGCCAAUCGCUGGAUCAGCUUUCUAUGGGCAACUUGGAUGAUCUGCAGUUUCUGGAUGAUUUGGGGCCAAAGUUCAAGACUCUGGGAGGAAUCUGUCAAAAUGGCAUUGAGCAGAAGAACAUACGUUUCUGAAAACUUGACAGAAAUGAGGAGAUAUAUUGUUUGACAAUGUUUGGAUCUCCUACAAACGGACCUGAACUGAGCGGAAAUGCUAAAAUGGCACUAUCCCAUCAAAUGGGACCUUUUGUCGUGUGCGCUGUGUGAAGAUGGAUCUAAUGCACUGGUGGACCUGCUGGGGAAGAGUAAAUACUGGGACAAACUGCAGCUUUGGAUUCAAGCUUAAUGGAUUUUUCAUUAUGGACAGUAUUAUGUUUUUGCUGAAGCUUUACUACGGGGCAGAAACGGGGGUUUUGUUUGUGACAAUUUAAGUUUAUGUCCAAUUCAAUGUUUUUUAUGAUGAUGAAAUCAAAACCUUUUUUAGGAAAUGUAACGGAUGAGAAACAGGAGUUGGUGGAGAUGUAUAAAUACUUUUUAGAUACAGUGCUAACAAACAGAAAAUGCCUUCACAGGGAUUUAUUUAUUUUUGGCGUUUUUGCCUUUGGGACAAAGAUCUUGACUGGAAUGUUUCUUACAGAUUGUACAAACUCCGCUGACACACGUUGUCCUUAUUUGAAUAUUAAUUUAAAACUGUCUGUAAGUUUUAAAUUAAUAAGUUUGAUUUAAAGUUGCCUUUUUAACUUUAAAUCAAACUUUUUCAAACUAUUCCAGUGCUCAGUAUCAAACAAAGCCAGAUUCUUUGCAAAAUGACAGUUAAGGCAAAAAAAAAAACAGCUUUGAAAUGGAAUGUGUUUUUCUUUCUGUAAAAGGUUCUGAAGGUGCGACUAGCUGCAGCUUGAACAGGACAUAAAACUGUUUUCAAUCACUGAGCCCUUAUGGCUGUAUGAUGUUUGAUUAGUCGACAUUUCUUGUGGUUAUUCUCACGAACUGGUCUUGUCAAUCCGGUUUUGUUUGUAGAUGCAGCGAGAUAAGGUUGGCUCGAGUUCAAAAACCUACACCUGAUCUUAAAAAACUUGUUACAGUUCAAACAUAAGUACGUUUUGUCCAUGCAUGUUCGUAAAUCCCUUAACACACGCAGCCUCUGAGCAAAAAGACACUUAAACAGUAGCAUCACAAUCAUGUUUAUCUGGAUUUUAUUUUCCUUAU
This is a messenger RNA of Periophthalmus magnuspinnatus, 3710 nucleotides long. RefSeq names its product cadherin 26, tandem duplicate 1 (gene cdh26.1). Lineage: Eukaryota; Metazoa; Chordata; Actinopteri; Gobiiformes; Gobiidae. The record is from RefSeq and is a predicted model, not a curated record. The transcript is spliced from 17 exons. Gene Ontology annotation, cellular component: plasma membrane; adherens junction; catenin complex. The coding region runs from base 183 to 2639 and encodes 818 amino acids. Gene Ontology annotation, biological process: cell morphogenesis; calcium-dependent cell-cell adhesion; homophilic cell-cell adhesion. Gene Ontology annotation, molecular function: calcium ion binding; cadherin binding.